Trematomus bernacchii (emerald rockcod) is the source of this 2527-nucleotide messenger RNA. It is a transcript of the gene cmah, whose product is annotated as cytidine monophospho-N-acetylneuraminic acid hydroxylase. The transcript has 16 exons. Lineage: Eukaryota; Metazoa; Chordata; Actinopteri; Perciformes; Nototheniidae. Bases 66 to 1826 code for a protein of 586 amino acids. The record is from RefSeq and is a predicted model, not a curated record. Gene Ontology annotation, molecular function: 2 iron, 2 sulfur cluster binding.
GAGCACAGCAGCCAAGGCUACAGCAUGUAAAGGAUGAAGAACCCCCAGGGUUCAGCCAGGGUAAAAUGACCUCUCAAAGUGCAAAGGUGUUGUUCUCGCUGGACGCUGAAGCUGUGGGCUCUCUGAAAGAUGGAGCUAAUUUCAAGAAAAACCCAGAGGAUGGUAAAUGUUACAUCAUUUACAAAGACAAGAGCAUCAAUGUUCUUAAAGCGUGCAAGAACCAGUGCAAACACCAAGGAGGGUUGUUCAUCAAAGACAUCGAAGACCUGGACGGCAGGACUGUGAAAUGCACGAAGCACAACUGGAAGUUGAACGUGUCAACGAUGAAAUAUGUGAACCCACCUGACAGUUUCUUGCAGGACGAGCUUGAAGUAGAGAUUUUGGAUGAUGGGGGGCUUCAGUUGGUUGAGUUGAGCCCCGUCGACCCCUGGCUGGCGGACCCUCGAGAGCCCGAGGAGCUCCAGGAAGGAGAAGUGAAGGUGACGUACAUCACCCACGCCUGCAUGAAGCUGCAGUUUGGGGAGACUUGCUUCAUGUUCGAUCCGUGGUUGAAGGGUCCUGCUUUUGCCCGAGGAUGGUGGCUCCUCCACGAGCCUCCAGCAGAUGCCAUGGACAGACUGUGCUCUGCAGAUCUCAUCUACAUCAGCCACAUGCACUCGGACCACCUCAGUUACCCAACAUUGAAAGACUUGGCACAGAGGAGGCCAGAUGUACCCAUUUAUGUUGGGGACACGUCGAGACCUGUCUUCUGGUAUUUGGAGCAAAGCCAAGUCCCACUGACCAACAUCAAUGUUGUUCCUUUUGGAGUCUGGCAAAAUGUGAACGAACACCUAAGAUUCAUGAUCCUGAUGGACGGUGUGCACCCCGAACUUGACACCUGCCUCAUUGUUGAAUAUAAAGGUCACAUGAUCCUGAACACUGUGGACUGCACCAGGCCAAAUGGAGGCAAGUUACCCAACAAUGUGGACUUAAUGAUGAGUGACUUUGCUGGAGGAGCAUCUGGAUUUCCCAUGACCUUCUUUGGGGGGAAAUACACAGAUUCCUGGAAGGAAACUUUUAUCAAAAACGAAAGGGUGAAGCUGCUGAAUUACAAAUCUGCGCUGGUGAAGUCCCUGGAGCCGAAGAUCUACUGCCCGUUCGCUGGCUAUUUCGUGGAAGCUCAUCCAUCAGACAGAUCCAUUAGGGAAACAAACAUCAAGAACAGUGCAGAGAACCUCAACGCGCUGAUCAAUAAAGUUGCACCAGACAUCAAAACAUGGACGCCCAAACCAGGCAGUGUGCUGGACCUCGGCCUCGCUCUGAGAGACCCCACUAACAGAGCGGCCAUCACUGAUCCCCCGGCUAAUGCACAAAUCUACAAGGACAGAUGGGAUUUCAACUUGUAUUUGAAUGAACUAAACGGCGCCAUCGGCUCUGAGAUAUUCAAACAUAAAAGCUGGAUCAAAUUCUAUUACUCCUGGGCAGGCUUUCAAAACUACAACCUUGUCAUGCGGGUGAUCGAGACAAAGGACAACUUUGAACCCCAUGCUGGUGGCUACGACUACUUGGUGGACUUUUUGGAUCUGUCCUUUCCCACCGCCAGGCCUGGCAGAGAGCACUUCUACAUUGAGAUCAAAAACCGGAUCAGCGUGAUGAGAUCUGCGGUGCUGCACGGCCGUCUCUGGGAUGAUCUGUACAUCGGCUUCCAGAACCACAUAAGCCGAGACCCGGAUAUCUACCAUCACAAGUUCUGGAACCACUUCCAGACAGAGCUACCAGUUUCCGCGCCAGACUGGGACGAGUUCCUGCAGCAGGCAGAGAUGGGUUCGUCCUGUGAAUUGAUGUGAAUAUGACUUAUUGUUGGGGUCUGGUAUGACCAGUUGCUUAUGGUAACUAAUGAUCGAAAGCUUUAGCAGGGCUUGUAUCCGAGAUAGUCAAUUUGCCUUACUGAACGACAUUUCUUUCGUUCAGUAAGGCAAAUUGAACGAAAUUGGCGUUUUUGCAUACUUAAUUUUAGCAGGUGAUAGGUAAACAUUUAGCUUAAAUAAAAGUUGAUAAGUGACGUAAACUUAGUGUACUUCGUCUGGAGACACUUUGACUUCUCCUCAAAAUGAUUUUUCUCUCACUGUAGUUUCAAAGCAUGAAGAGAAUACUGGGAAAUGGAGUACAUUCAAUAUGUGGUGACACUGGAACCUCUAGAAGGUCUGGAAUACAAUAAUGCAAUAAUAAUUCAUAAAAAUAAUUAUUAUUAGUUUACAGCCUGUUCCUCUUGUGUGUGUUUCCGUUUCUACUGCGUUUCAAAUGCAACAGACUCUUUUCCAGGAGAGUUUUAUUAAUUUAAUCAUAGGGAGUGUUGCUCACUUACACAAACACUACAAAGAGGUCAAUUAACAAAUGUGUGAAGGAACCACCUGCAAGUGACAUGCUGACAAAGGGUAGACAAUUAAGCUCCAAAGUAACAUACAUGUAAUACCUUAAAGGUCACCUAUUAUGCAAAAUCCACUUCUUCAUGUCUCUUCUACAUCAACAUGUGUCCCCUCUUCUUCAU